AUGUUAUUAUUUGACAGAACAAAUCAUGGUGCAGCUAUAAAUAUAUCAUCCGAUGGUCUUUGUGCUCAACGUACAACUGGUUUUGCUAAUGGUAUUAUUUUUAUUAAUCGUCCAAUAAAUGUAUUCGAAAAAAUAACAUUUGAAUUAUAUCAACAACCAUCAUCUAUAUGGCAAGGUUCAUUACGUUUAGGUUUAUAUGCUGGUCAUCAAAUACCAACAAAUGAUUUACCAUUAUCAACAAUGGAAUCAAGUUUAAAUCAAUUUUAUACAAUGAUAUCAUUAGAAAAAUAUAUUCAUUUAUAUAAUGGUAUUCGAUUAACUGUAUGGUUAACACAAAAUCGUUGUUUAAAUUAUGCAAUAAAUCAUGUUUUACGUGGAACUUUAAUUGAUAGUAAUCAAAUUGAUGUAAAUAUUAAUGGAUUUCUUCCUCUUCGUCUUGUUUUUGAUCUAUUUGGUAAUACAAUUAAAAUUCAACUUAUUCGAGAUGAUGAUAAUGUUCCAUAUGAAAUCAAAGCACGAGGAUCUGAUGCUAUUCGACAUUUUCAAACAGCUUGUGAUACUGGUACAACAUCUAUACGUCGUACUUUAUUAUUACUUGUUGGACCUAAAUCAAGUGGAAAAACUCAACUUAAACAAGUUCUUAUUACAAAUAAAGAUAGUUAUGAUAUUGACAAUUUAUCAACAGAUCUUUCAUCAUCAUGUUCGAUAAAUAUUGAUCAAAAUCAUAUUUGGUCUUUAUCAAAACCAAAUCAUUUUAAUUAUCGUUCAUUAUCAACAAUUAUUCAAGAUUGUAAUGAACGUGAAACAUCAAAAUUAACAAUUCAACAACAAGAAUAUGAAUCUCAUUUAGUACAUAAUAUUAUUCUUAAUCUAUUAAAACGACGUUAUGAAUUACAUACAGUUCAUGAAAAAAAGGAUAAAAAUUGGAAAGAAACUUUACUUGACGACCUUAAACUUGUUUAUCCUAGUCCAAUGAUUCCUUUAUCAAUUCGUCCAUUAGUAGAAAAAAAAUUAUCACAAAUGAAAUCUUCUGAUCCACAUGCUGUACUUGCUAGUUUAUUAAAUAAUAAUAUUAAUGAUGUAAAUGUUAAACAAGAACAAAUUGAAGAAUAUCAAAGUUUACGUCUUGAUCUUUGGGAUAUGCCUGGAUCAACUUCAUCAACUUGUAUAACACAUCAGGUAUUUUUAUCACCAAGAGCAAUUUAUUUACUUGUAUUUGAUUUAACGAAAGAUCUAGAUCAACCAGCUGAUUGGAAUGAGGAAUUAACAAACCUGGAUCAUUUAAGUUUUAUUAUGCAUUCUGUUUAUUGUUAUUCAGCUAAUAUAAAUCAAGGACGAAUACAAGAUGAAGAAUUAAAUAUUGAACGUUUAUCACCACCAAUUAUUAUUAUUGGUACUCAUAGAAAUUCAUUUUCAAGUCCAACAAAAAAAAUUAUUGUUGAAAAUAAAAUGGCCGAAAUUCGUGCAAUGAUUUCAACAAAACCUUAUUGUAAACAUGUUGUUGAACCUUAUUUUACUAUUGAUACACAACAUCCAGAUAAUUUAGAUUUUGAACAGAUCAAUCAAUUAAAACGAUUAAUUGAAGAAGUAGCCUUAGGUGAAUCUUAUAUGGAUGAAGAAAUUCCAACUCGUUGGCUUCAAUUUGAAAAUGAUCUUAAUCGUUUAAAAACACAACAGGAUAACUUUUAUGCUUCACUCGAUCAAAUUUGUGAAAUAGCUCGUACACAAAAUAUUUGUUCAUCGGAUGAACUUAAAACUUUAUUAGAUUUUUAUCAUGAUCUUGGUGUUAUUGUUUAUUUUGGUAAUACACAAGAUAUGUUUUUAAAAAAUACAUUAAUCUUACGUCCACAAAAAUUAAUUCAACUUAUUAAACGUCUUGUUUAUAAUGAUAAUAUGGAAAAUGAAAAUGAUGAUGGUAUUAUUGAUGAACGUACAUUUGAAAAUCUUUGCCAACCAUUUAUUGAACAAAAACAAAGUCUUUUAGCAUUAUUAAAAAAAUUUGAUCUUCUUUGUGAACGUAUAUCAUCAUCACCAACAACAAAACCAACAACUAUAUGUAAACAAUAUUAUGUUCCAGGUUGUAUACGAAAAACAUAUAAUGAAAAAAUUUUAACAGAAAAAGAUGAACAAUCAGUUGUAUUUUAUUAUUUAUUUGAUGAGUAUUUUCCUGAAAGUCUUUUUCAUCAAAUUCUUGUUCGAACAAUAAAAUGGACACAAUCAAAUAAUGUUCCAUCACCUAAACUUUAUUAUCGUCGUGGAAAAUUUAUUCUUGAUGAUCAACAUUUACUUAUUUUAACUGCUUCACCAAUGAUAUAUGCUCGAAUGAAAGUACAAAUUAUUCGUAAUAAUUCAAAUAUAAAUAAUAAUAAUAAUACUAUGAAUACAACAACAACAACAACAAAUAAUAAUAAUAAUAAUAACAAUAAAAAUCAAGAUGAAAUUAAUCCUCAAUUAGCAGAUCCUACAAUUGUAGCAAAGGUACGUAAAUUUCUUGAAUCAUUACUUAAUGAAAUCAAAUCUACAUGGAUGCGUCGACUUACAUUUCAAUGUAAAGUGGUAUGUCCGUGUGGAAAAAUAUGCGAUUUACAUAAAACUCCUUAUUGUUCAAAUAACUCAUGUUUACAUUUUCUUAAUCUUGAUCAUUGUCUUUCAAAUCCUAUUGUUGAAUGUUCAUUUCGUCGUGUACCAACAAAUCAAUAUCGUAGUUGGUUUCCAAAACUUACAACAACACGUGUUGUACCAAUAAUUGAUAUAUUAUAUGAUCAAAAAUCUAUGAAUCAUUUUUUUGAAGAUUCAAAUUUACCUGGAUGGAUACGUUCAACAGCUAAAUUAUUAUCAACAUCAGAAAUAAAUAUAAAUUUAAAUAAAUCAUCAAGUGAAAAUCGUACGUGGAUUAUAUUAGCAAAAAAACUUGGUUAUCAACAAUCUGUUAUUGAUCAAUUUUCUUUAAGUCGUAAUCCAAGUUUACAAUUAAUUACAGAUUGGAUUGUUCGUACUGGAAAUUCAUCAUUAGCUGUUGAUAUGUUAUUUGCAACAAUGAAACAAAUUGGACGUGAUGAUUUAGUUGAAAUAAUAUUACGUGAAAGAGAAACACAAUAUCCAUUACCAUCUGUUUUUAUUAGUUAUCAAUGGGAUAUACAAGAUGAAGUUAAAGAAUUACGAAAUUUUUUAGAACUUGUUGGUUUUACUUGUUGGAUGGAUAUGGGACAAAUUGGUGGUGGAGAAUUAUUAUAUGAAAAAAUUGAUCAUGGAAUACGAAAUGCUAAAGUUUUAAUCUGUUGUAUAACACCAAUGUAUAUUGUUUCAAAUAUGUGUCAACGUGAAUUAAUCUUAGCUGAUAUGCUUAAAAAACCUAUUGUACCAGUUAUGUUUGAAUCAACACCAUGGCCACCAGUUGGUGCAGCAAGUUUAAUUCUUUCACAAUUAACUUAUGUAGAUUUAAAAGGUGCCGGUGGACAUGGUGGUAGUGGUAAAGCAAUUGAUUUACAAGCACGAUAUAAUGAGAUAGCAUCGAUUGUUUCGCGUCAUACUAUAUCAUCAUCACCAAGUACAUUUCAUCGAUUAGUACAUUCUUCGUCUAUUGAUCAACGUGGUGCAAAUCAUCCAUCAUCAGCUUUAGCUGUAUUAACAACAGCUCGACAAGCAAAACAAGCACGAAAUAAUCGUCGUCAAAAUGUUGAUUCAGUUAAUUCAAAUGACAGUUCUAAUAGUAGUAUGAGUGAUGAUGAUUAUGAUUAUGAUGAUAAUGAAAUUGAUGUUAGUGAUCAUCGUAUACGACCUAUUGAACCUGUUUUAACAGCUGCUAAUGUUGGUCCAACUGUUGGUACAUCUUUAAAUCAACCAUUUCAAAUACGUAGUUCGGUUCAUUUGGAACAUCGUCUUGGUCCCAUGUCAAAUUAUCAUCCACAACCAAAUGUUGAUAAUAGUAUUGCCAGUUGUACCAUCUGUAGCAUUCUGUGA
Molecule: messenger RNA, 3960 nt
Organism: Rotaria sp. Silwood1
Lineage: Eukaryota; Metazoa; Rotifera; Eurotatoria; Philodinida; Philodinidae
Source: the annotation of a GenBank genome assembly